Lathyrus oleraceus (garden pea) is the source of this 975-nucleotide messenger RNA. RefSeq lists its product as uncharacterized. NCBI's taxonomy places the organism in Eukaryota, Viridiplantae, Streptophyta, Magnoliopsida, Fabales, Fabaceae. The coding region runs from base 1 to 975 and encodes 324 amino acids. The record is from RefSeq and is a predicted model, not a curated record. The transcript has 2 exons.
AUGAAUAUGAAGGAUGUUCAGAAGCCAAGGCACAUAUAUCGUGUUGGUUAUAAGUUCCCAAAGGUGUACCAAGAUGGUUUUCUUGGUUUAGUCAAGAGAUUCCCUACUAACAAUUCAGACUUCUUCAUAAGAGAUUAUGGGUGGAUUCUGGUUAACUUAGAGUCUCUGUCGAGCGAUUUUCAAAGGGAUAUUGUUCACACCCUGUUGCAGUUUUAUGAACGUUCGCUGAGAUGUUUCGUGUUUUCGGAUUUCUUAUUGGCACCCACUUUGGAGGAGUACUCCGACCUUCUUGACAUUCUAGUGUUGCAUCAGGUUUUGUUCCAUGCUGGUAUGAAGGAGCCAAAAGUUGCUCAUAUCUCCGCAACUUUAUUUUCUCAGGAAUCCGUCAUGAAGGAAGCAAAUGUCAAAGCUGAUAAGAAAGACUGGAAGGCCUUCAACGCCAUUAUUGCUUGUUGUAUCUAUGGUAUUAUGUUGUUCCCGAACGAGAGGAAGUUUGUGGACAUGAACUCCAUUUCUAUCUUUAUCCAGAAGAAUCCGAUGCCCACUCUUUUGGGAGACCUGUAUCAUUCUGUGCAUUCUAGAAGCGAUAAAGGCAAAAGUGGAGUGGUUUUCUGCUAUGCUCCGUUGUUGUAUCAAUGGUUCGCUAGUCACCUUCCUUCGCAAGGGGCAUUUGUUGAUACACAUCAUACUAUGAGAUGGUCUAAUCGCUUGAUGGGGAUAACCUCCAAAGAUCUCAAUUGGUACAAGCCAGGCUUGGGAAAAUUGGGGAACAAAGAAAUUAUUGUCAAAUGCGGCGGAUUUCCUAAUGUCCCUCUCUUGGGCAUAAGAGGUGGAGACAAUUUUAAUCCUACACUUGCUAGAAGGCAGUUGGGGUAUGCACUGAGGGUACCUCCGGUCGAUCAGGAAAUGAUGGAAUCCUUGUCUUAUAAUGUGCCUCAUAGUACUGGGAUGAUGGAGAAAGCUACCAAAGCCUAG